Molecule: messenger RNA, 375 nt
Organism: Pseudogymnoascus destructans
Lineage: Eukaryota; Fungi; Ascomycota; Leotiomycetes; Thelebolales; Thelebolaceae
Exons: 1
Coding region: 1-375 (124 amino acids)
Source: RefSeq, a predicted model, not a curated record
AUGCCCACUUCUAUUCCAGUACUAUUUGGAGUUAUACAUACAAAGUUACAGCCACCGCAAAAGAAGGACAAAGAGUUGAAAAAAAGUGAAGUUGAAGGAAGUGAAGCGAAUAGAAGAACGGAAGAGGAUAGGGCAUUCGACGACCACGGCGACUUUCGAGAUCGAGGUUUUAGACGCGGAUACUGCCCGCUGCCAGAUACCUCCGUGGGCGAUCUACCAGUGAAAGCUGCACUACGAAUAGUGCAUACCGACACAAAGGACGCAUACGAGCGAGUUCAGGGCGUUGCCGUCACGACAACAACAGCGAGGAGGACGAUUCAAAAACUGACGCCAUGCCGAGCAGUACUACGAUUAGGAAUACAGUGGCGCAGAUGA